Messenger RNA from Meloidogyne enterolobii, 2341 nucleotides. NCBI's taxonomy places the organism in Eukaryota, Metazoa, Nematoda, Chromadorea, Rhabditida, Meloidogynidae. The record is from the annotation of a GenBank genome assembly.
UUUUUGUUCUUCCUUAGAAAUUUUCUAGAAAAUUUUGAUGACAUAUCAUCCAACUACUUCCUCAAUUUCUCAAAACUUUUCCCCUCCAAUUUUUUGUAUUCAACUUUUAUUUGAACGAAUAUCUUCACCUUGGGAAUCUAAUUUUGAAGGGGUUAAAACAACUUUUGUUCGCUUUUUGCCAUCUUCCUCCCCUUCUUCAUCUUCAAAUUCUUCAAUUCCUUUGUAUCCUCAAAGACAAAUACGUGUUGGAAGUGGCCAUCUAUUUUUUAUUAGAGGAACAACAACUCAAAACGAUGGACCUAUAUGGCUAGAUUUGGAAGCUAAAAGUGGUGGAGAUAAUCAGAAAAUUUGGAAAGGAAGAAUUUCUUUAAUUAAAGAAAAUGAGAAAAUUCUUCCAAUUAUUUGUUCAUUACAACAACAACAACAACAACAAAAUGGCGGAUUAACUUUAGAAGCACAUUUUUUGUUAAAUAUAAGUGAAAUACAAAAGAAAAAUGAUAAACAAAAUUUGAAAAAUAAAACAAUAGAAAAGGAAGCACAAACAGAUUAUUUAAAUAAUGGAGUAAUUGAACGUGGAACUCAAACAAAUAAAGAAUUAGUACCCGAAACAACAAUUCAACAAACAACAGCAACAACCCUUCAACAAACAGAACAUCAAAAAACAAUUCUUAAACAACGGCAAAAAGAUAAAAAAUUAAUUAAGCUACUCCUAAUUCUCUUAUUAAAAGCAAAGAAUGAAAAUGAAAAAAAUAUUGGUAUUUUUGAAAAAAAUUUUAAAAAACCCCUCCCAAUUUUAGAAAAUAAAAACCUUCAAAAAAUAUCCAAAACAACAAAUACCGAAUGUUCUUUACCACCUUAUAGCGAUAAUUUAUUUAAUAAAUUAAUAAAGAUUAAUAAAAUUAAACGAGGACAUUUUCGAGCUCAAAUAGCCUAUCUUUCUUCUGUACACAAAACAAUAGUUGAAGAUAAAAAGGUUUUGAAUUUUGAAAGAAGAGGAGAUGAAAAGAAGAAAAUUAACAAAAAUAAACUUCAAACAACAAUAAACUUAAAUUUAAAAAGUAUUCAAAAACAACCAAAAAUUAAUAAAAAAGUUGAAGAAUCCCUUCCAUCAUCUGGAUUACAAUCUAUAGCUUUUAGUAGUCCAAACUCAUCAGAAGAAGGAAAUAAUGAAAGAAAUUUAAUUAUUGGAAGAAGAUUGAAGGUAAAAGAAAAUAACAAAGAUUUAAAAAUAGAAAAAAGAAGAAUGAAGGAAGAAUUAAUUAAAGAAGAGAUUCUUAAUUUAAAUAAUUAUUCAACUAAAAUUCAUAAGGAAAACCAAAAUUCACCCCCAAAAUCUUCAACCAAAUCUUCACCACAAAUUAGGCAACAAAAAAUACCUGAAGAAAAUAUACGCAGUAAUUCAAAAAGUUCUUCAAAAAAAUCAUCGACAACAUCUUCUUCAACAAAAUCUAAUAGUAAAAAUCUAGUCAUUGAUGCUGCUUCUAUAUUAUCUUCAAUUAAAAAUUCUUCCUCAUCUUCUAAAUCCUCAAAAUCUUCCACAAAAUCAUCCUCAACAAAUACAACAACAAAAAAUAAAAUAUCUGAUGAAGAAGAAAGUACUUCUACUGUUACUAGUAAACAAAAUACUGAAAGUUCAACAACAAAAACAAAAACUGAAAGUAGUAUAACAACAAAGAAAAGUAGUAAAAGAAGUUCUUCAAUUUCUGGGGGUGAGGAAUAAAACAAUAUUAAAGACAAAGUCCCCUUUGGUGUAGUGGGAAAAGUUUAAAAUUUCCUAUACACAAGGUCAAGGGUUCGAACCCGGUUGGUGUAAAAUAAUUUUUUAUUAAAUAUAAGCUCGACUACAUGCUCAAAAAACCCCUCUCGCCUCAUUAUUGAACUUUAAAAUUAAAAAAACAAACUUUCAUCCCAUUCCAAAAGGUGUUGGCUCUUCUUCAGUAAGCACAGAUUCAUCUGUUCCAGUAGAGAUUGUUGGUGCACAAAAUUCCAAAAGCUCCUCACAAACAUCUGGUUCAAUUAUUGAUUCUGACAGAACAUUAAAAGAAGAAUCCUCUCCGUCUUCUAAAGAAAUUCUAAAAAAUUCAAAAAGACAAGUUCUUAGAGAGUUAUAAAUUAUUGAAUGGUUAUAAAUUUACCAGAUUUAUAAUUAAAAAUUAACAAAAAUAUUAAAAUAUUUAUCCAAUACAUAUAUACCCAAUAAUUGCAUCAUGCAUUUAAGAAAGAAAAAAGAUAUAUUUACAAAAUUUGGAAAAAAGACAAUCAAAACAGCAAAGUUUGGAUUUUUUAAAAAUUCUCAAAUAAGGUUGGUCUUGGUAUCCAAAAAAUUUCAGUUCGGACAUGG